Molecule: messenger RNA, 873 nt
Organism: Wickerhamiella sorbophila
Lineage: Eukaryota; Fungi; Ascomycota; Dipodascomycetes; Dipodascales; Trichomonascaceae
Exons: 1
Coding region: 1-873 (290 amino acids)
Source: RefSeq, a predicted model, not a curated record
AUGAAUUUGCCACAAAUCUUGUCUCAAAAAGAGAAAGAAAAUUUUGUGAAAUUACAGCGUGAUAUAGUGAAGGUGCAUUUGGUUGAAGAUGAAGACAAAGGCCUGAUCCUACCUGCGAUUCGAGGACUCUCGAACCCGGACCUUGUAGACGUGCUUGAGUGGUAUAGCGAUAGGGUAAAGCUGUUUCACCCCGAGGAGCCACUUUUUGACGAUCACACAGCGUUGAAUGAGCAUAUUUCUGCGUUCUACGCCCAGAUUGAUCGGAAUACUGGCUGCGCCAUAUUGACGGACGCGGCAAGAAAGAACGCAAUUGUGCUCCAGGCAGAAUUGCCGCAAUUUGAAUGGUUUUGCAUUGGAAUUUUCAAAACCAAUUCGCUAAGUGACUUGCUCGAUGCCAAGUUCUCCGGCUACGAGAUUUUCACCAGGUCUUGGCUCGAAGAGCCCUCCGAGGUCUCAGGAGACAGCGAACUGAGCGAUUACUGGAACUUGUACGAUAAUGACGACCAAGAGGAAGACGAGGACGAAGAUUCUCACGCAUACGGUACGAUGAAACCUUCUGAUCUUCCAUUGGGCGAGCUGGACGUAAAAAUCCACCGGCAGAUUCAUUCACUUUGGAUUCUGUACGAUAAUUGUGGUCUUUCGUUUUCAGCCUUUGUCUCGGAUCUUAGUGCGGCUCUAGGCGUCGAAAGCUUAGCCAAAUCGUGCUCGAAUGGGCCAUUGCAUAGCUAUGUCCAAACCAGCAUACCCAAUUUCGUGAGCACGCUCACUCAAUUUGGAUUCUCCCAAGAUUCAGUGCACAAGGCUAUUUUCCAUUGCUCGAAAACUAUUAAUUCUGCCGAACUACAGUUGCUUCUACCAUCUGGUUCAUUUUGA